GAUUCUCUAUAUUUAUUAUAUGUUAAGCUGUGGUUAAGAGUUUUCCUUUGUCUACGGAUUCGAAUAGACUGCAACGGGAAGCCAAAAGGCAACGAAUUAACUGCAUAUCUAGAGCUUUAGGUGUAAUACGGAAAUUUAUAUGUUCAGGAUCAGACAAGAAAUUAUAAAAGUUUCAUAAAGGUGUAUUGCCUAAAGCUUUUUUUCCCCAUAGUACAUGUAUGAUGUCCCUUUCACGUAAGCGUUUCCGUCCCCUAGAUCCUGCAGAGGAACAGCACAUCCAAUCCAGCCAACGGUUAGGCCUUGAGGUUCUUGAAGAUGAACCAUCCUAUUACUUUAGCUGGCCGGAUGCUUCAUUAACAGCACUCCUUGCGAGUGUUCCAGCCUAUGUUCAGCAGCAUAUCUACCACAAAAAUGUUAUCAAUGAACAUGAAAAUGGCUCGAAGGUUAGUUUCAACAAUGGCGCCCCAUCGUCAAGUUCAGACAGAAGUGGGACAGUUUCCCUAAAUGGUUUGAGCCGACAGACUACAACAACCCCGUCCACAGUCCCUUUGGCUUCGGUGCCAACUGUUUUUGAUCUACGAAAUAAUUGCAGCUUAGGGUGUGUAACUGAUGAUGCUUGGAACGAUAACUUAGGGGAGUUUCUGCAGGACAUGAAGCCUAUUCUGCAUCGAGUUAUCGGUGUAGAGAAUUGUAGCAAUACCGUUGCGAUCACGAUGGCUGGAGAAUUUCCUAAUAAUUCUUUGGAUCUGUCCUGCCCAUCACAACCAAAGAAAUCGAGAAAAGAUAACCGAACAACGUUUUCUUCUUCACCAAGAUGUACGACCUAUGAAGAUUCUAUAUUUUCACUACAUGCAGAGCAGCUAAGUGAUGUUAAGUCCGCUGGAUUAAUUCCCUUUUCCAAUAGAGAUACAACCAAGGUAAAGGAGGAGCAAACACAUGACCAUCUAGAACACGUUGUUGUUAUAUCAACCGAUGACUUAAACCCUGCGAUGGGAGCACAGCAGCCCAUGCAGGAGACUGAUCUUCCUAGUACGCCCUCUGAUUCAGAACUUUGUUUACAACGACGGCGUGUGGAAAAUGAGAUUGUUGCCUUGGAGUGGCGGGCCUUUUACCAAUCCAAGAGAACCGCUGCUGCACUACGGCGAUUGCUAUCGCUGGAGGCUGCAGUUCCUUUUGAACCUUUGACAAGUAGUUUUAAUGAAGUAUCAGCAGAAGCUUCUGGUGAUGAUUAUAAGUCUGAGAAGUGUGGUAGCGCUUGUGAGAGUGGUUUUGAUGUUUGGAGAGAAAAGGUGUAUCGUCUAUGGUUGCAUUGGAGGUUGUGCUCUGCACCAUGUGAUUCCGUUUUUGCUACUCGCUCAACAUCUCCAAACCACCAGACUACUCCUUCCCACUCUGCAUUACUAAAUGCCAAUUGCUCUUCUCAGGAGACAAAUUCCCUCACAGCAUGUUUUCACACACGCUAUCCGUGGGGUCCUUCGCUACUUGUCAGCGCCUAUUUAUACGAUACCCAAAGCGAUUAUUUUAUUGAUCCACAACAAAGUGGCUUUGUCACCACUCCUUCAGUCUCUUCCAUUCUUCCUUCAUCAUCUGCAUCGGUCACAACUCCUUUUGUCAUUCCGAGGCGUCGUGGUAUAUAUAAUUUUUUGCGGUGGCGCAUUGAGCUCUACAUGGCACGUUUGAUUCAGACUAGAAACUCUACUACCACUUCUGGAACUUCUUCGCAUUCAGUGCGACAUGAGUGUGAAACGCAAUCGCCUGUAGAGCAUGACUUUCGUCAGCGUCGCAGCCAAUCACAUGGUAGUAGUGCAACAGAAGCAGAUACUGUGUCCGAAUUCGACAGUAAUAAUCGUAGUAGUAACCACUUUUUGCAAUCUAUUCAACAUCAAAGUACGCUACUAGGGGCCAGUGAAAUUGAUUUUCUUGUGAGCAAAGAAGUAUUGGCAAAACCAUUGAUAGAUGUGGAGCAGGACACACAGCAAAACCGUCUUGACGUGUUGGAAUGUAGAGAUUUAAAGCAAGACGUAGAAAUAUGGCGUGGCUGGUUGUCAAAAGUGUGA
Phytomonas sp. EM1 is the source of this 2057-nucleotide messenger RNA. The record is from the annotation of a GenBank genome assembly. Lineage: Eukaryota; Euglenozoa; Kinetoplastea; Trypanosomatida; Trypanosomatidae.